This is a messenger RNA of Penicillium mononematosum, 1557 nucleotides long. RefSeq lists its product as uncharacterized. Gene Ontology annotation, cellular component: membrane. Gene Ontology annotation, biological process: transmembrane transport. Gene Ontology annotation, molecular function: transmembrane transporter activity. The record is from RefSeq and is a predicted model, not a curated record. The transcript is spliced from 5 exons. Lineage: Eukaryota; Fungi; Ascomycota; Eurotiomycetes; Eurotiales; Aspergillaceae. Bases 1 to 1557 code for a protein of 518 amino acids.
AUGCCUACCUCCAAGCCGUCUAGUGUCAUACAUGUGGAGGAUGCCUUUCCCGAAAAAUGUCUGGAGGCUGCGCCUAGUCUCGAGCAGACGUAUAUGGAAAGCGGGCUGAGUCGUGAUGACGCCCAUUUCCUUGCCAACUUUCCAGAGGAAAAGAGGAACAAGUGCAUUCGGAAGAUCGAUUGGCGUCUCUGCCCUAUGUUGGCGUUUCUCUACCUUGUUUGCUAUAUUGACAAGGCAAGUAUUGGGAAUGCCAAAAUCGAAGGCAUGCUGCCGGAUUUGAAUAUGUCAGGCACUCAGUAUAACAUUGCCCUGGGGAUUUUCUUUGUCCCCUAUGUGCUAUUCGAGGUUCCUAGCAACAUUCUACUUGCCAAAUUCAAAAAGCCGUCGCUCUACUUAUCGAUAUUGAUGCUUCUGUGGGGUAUCGUCGUGACCCUAACGGGGGUUGUAAAGAACUUUUCCGGACUGUGUGCGGUUCGCGUGCUCCUUGGUAUUUUCGAAUCCGGAUUCUUCCCAGGCGCCGUGUGGGUUAUUACCCAGUGGUAUCAGCCACAUGAAGUCCAAAGCAGGAUAGCAAUUUUCUACACUGCGAGCGCACUAGCCGGUGCAUUCUCCGGGCUUCUAGCAUUUGGCCUAGCCAAAAUGCGCGGAAUCGGCGGCUACAACGGCUGGAGAUGGAUCUUCAUUAUUGAAGGAGCUGCAACAGUGGUCUUCGCAGUCUUCUGCUACUUCUGCCUAGCGGAUACCCCUAGGCUCUCCAGUAGAUGGCUGGACCCGGAAGAGAUCCGGUUUCUGGAGCUACGCAGACAGGCCGUGCGAGGACGUAUUGUGGUAGACGAAAAUGCCAAUAAAUUCGACUGGAAAGAGCUCUUCAAAGUCCUUACCGACUGGCAUCUCUACCUACAGGUCCUCAACUUCUGGUCCAACGCCGUACCAAACUACGGACUGAAAUUCUCCCUACCCCAGAUUAUAAAGAACAUGGGUUAUACCUCUGCGAACGCGCAGCUCCUCUCAAUGCCUCCCUACUUCGCUGGCGCGAUAUCUGCAUACGUCUUCAGUGUCAUUGCAGACAAACUGCGAUGGCGCAUGCCAAUCAUCAUUUCUGGACAGAUCUGCGUGAUCGUUGCGUUCUGCAUCCUAUUCUCUCUCGCCGAUGAUAUCAAGGAUAAUAUCCCAGCGUGCUAUUUUGCUGUCGUCCUUGCCUGUAUCGGUCUGUACCCGAUUAUUCCGGGGACCAACGCGUGGACAUCCAACAAUCUCGCCGGCGCGCGGAAGCAGGCCAUGGGCAUUGCGUUUAUGAUUAGCAUUGGCAAUUGCGGUGGGCUUGUGGGAUCAUUUAUAUAUCUUGAGCGCGAGGCACCUAAGUAUCCUACUGGAUUUGGGAGUUCAUUUGCCUUUGCGGUGGCGGGUGUCGUGGCGAGUGCUGCUUUGGAAGUGAGGUUCUGGUAUGUAAAUAAGCGGAAUGCGAAGACGAGUAGGGACGAGAUUCACGAGAAGUAUACGGAUGAGGAGUUGCAGCUCAUGGGGGAUCGGUCGCCGUUGUUUAGGUAUACACUUUGA